Molecule: messenger RNA, 6961 nt
Organism: Cherax quadricarinatus
Lineage: Eukaryota; Metazoa; Arthropoda; Malacostraca; Decapoda; Parastacidae
Source: RefSeq, a predicted model, not a curated record
GUGAAAGUGGUCUAGUGAAAGUGGUGUAGUGAGGGAGAAACAACACUUAAUGUGGUUUCUUGUAUUGCAGGAGUGGGCACCCGCCAUCUUUCACUUAUAUGAUGACAUGUUGUGAGAUUCAGUGAAGAUUGUCAUCAGGGGAGUGCUGUGGUAGCAGUGAAGGAUGACGGUGAAGGACGGUGGUGGCGUGUAAGAGGUCUGGACGGUGCAGUGAGCGGAAGGUGGUGGUGUGUGUCGAUAUGUGUGCUGCUGGUGGAGUUAUGGCAGACACAGCAACUGUGGUGGUGAUCAGCGGUGGUGCCCCAUGUUGGUGCAGCAAGUGAAGCUGCAACUCCUCCUCCUCCUCAUGCAAUACAGUUCCUCUUGGUUGCUCACUUAUCCUACUCAACACUCAUAGAUUGCAAGAAAAACAAAAGAUACACUUAUAAGGAAGUUAGUGUUGUCUCGCAGUUUCUGCGCAAUAAAUAUCACGUUGGAAGUCCCAAAUAACUCCAAAGGAAACUCCUCAGCAAGACUGUGGAUCAGUCCUGCCAGGAAGACAAGAAAGAGGGCUGGCAGGCCAGAGAGACGAGAUAACGAAAGCGUAACAGCACCUUCGAAGAAGGCGCUCAAAUUUUUGGUUGAUUGGCUGAGCAAGAUCAGCGUGGUGGAGGUAAGCAAGAUUAGCGAGGCGAGGAGCACCCUGCCAGACGUCCCUAUGCCGCUCCUGAGCCCCCGGCCAAGUCCCAAGAUGGCAACGCCCAGUAACUCCAACCUCUUCUACACGGUGGAGGUGGGCGACACGCGCUUCACCAUACUGAGGCGCUACACCAACCUUAAGCCUAUAGGCUCUGGAGCUCAGGGCAUCGUCUGCGCAGCGUAUGACUCCGUCAGCCAACAAAACGUUGCCAUCAAGAAACUCUCGCGGCCCUUCCAGAAUGUGACCCACGCCAAGCGGGCCUACAGGGAGUUUAAACUAAUGAAGCUGGUCAACCAUAAGAAUAUAAUUGGACUCUUGAAUGCCUUCACACCACAGAAGUCUUUGGAUGAGUUUCAAGAUGUGUACUUAGUAAUGGAAUUAAUGGAUGCUAACUUAUGUCAAGUUAUACAAAUGGAUCUCGACCAUGAACGCAUGUCAUAUUUACUCUACCAGAUGCUGUGUGGUAUCAAGCACCUCCAUUCUGCCGGCAUCAUACAUAGGGACCUGAAGCCUAGCAAUAUUGUAGUAAAAUCUGACUGUACACUCAAGAUUCUAGAUUUUGGUUUGGCGCGAACAGCAGGAACCACAUUUAUGAUGACUCCUUACGUGGUCACUCGUUACUACAGAGCUCCAGAGGUUAUUUUAGGUAUGGGAUACACAGAAAAUGUGGACAUAUGGUCUGUUGGGUGCAUCAUGGGUGAGAUGAUACGAGGUGGGGUACUCUUCCCGGGUACAGACCAUAUUGAUCAGUGGAACAAAAUUAUAGAACAGCUGGGAACCCCAUCACAAGACUUCAUGUCAAGGUUACAACCAACAGUUCGCAAUUAUGUGGAAAACCGUCCUCGUUAUCCUGGAUAUUCCUUUGAUCGCCUUUUUCCUGAUGUCCUAUUUCCUGCUGAAUCUACGGAUCAUAAUCGGCUCAAAGCGAGUCAAGCCCGAGACCUGCUAUCAAGGAUGUUAGUAAUUGACCCAGAACGGAGGAUAAGUGUAGAUGAAGCACUGAUGCAUCCCUAUAUUAAUGUUUGGUAUGAUGAAGCUGAAGUUAAUGCUCCUGCACCAGGCCCAUACGACCAUAGUGUAGAUGACCGUGAACAUACAGUUGAUCAAUGGAAGGAACUUAUCUACAAGGAAGUAAUGGACUAUGAGCUGGUUUAUAAUUCUCCAGGUGGUGCUGGGGCUGGUGCACGUGGACCAGCUACCACUCAUGCCCAUGCCCCACCUGCGCCACCAAUGCAACUGCAGAUGGGGACCAAGACCAACAUCGCCCCAAUCAUAGAUAGGGCUGCCCUCAACCGUCUUAGCAGUCCCUCCGCCCCAUGCCUGCCCUCCCAGCUCUCUCCUUUGUUGCACAUAAUUCACAUAUGCUACUGGCAGGAGACUGGUACCCGUCAAGAGUCUGCAAAGGUGGUUAGCUCGCCAUUACUUAACAUGAGUAUGAAAAUAUGAUGGAUUUUUUGUUCAGAAACAGAAUGUAUGGGCCAGUAUUUCUCAGUAGUUUGCUGUUUGAUUGAGCUCAAUUAACAGCUGUGUGCAUCAUUUCUUAGGAGUAACUGUCACUUCUUGUGACUGGGCACUGCAGGUUUAUACUUCAAGCAACUGUACAGUAGCUGAAAAUCUUGUGCAGUUAUGUGACAUCUCUGAUAUCCCUCUUGUGCUUCUUGGCUGAAGCACAUCAUUCUGUGUAGUCCACAUCAUCUUCUGUGUCCAUUUUGUGUUGUGUCAGAGUGUGUGUGAGAGUGAAUGCAUCAGAUGUUUGAAAAUACCAUUCAAACCAUCAUGAUAGACAAAAAAUAUGCAAAUUAGGUACUGUAAGCUGUAGAUAAUUUCCUGCUUUAUAUCUCAUCAACAUCAGAGAGAACCUGUGUACUUCAGUGUUACCAUACUUACAAAUAAGAUUAGUUUGCAAAAUGCAGUUUAUUGGGUACCUUGUACCAAAUAAACUAAUGCAAGAAGUCAUCAGUCUUGCUCAGCUUGUCAAUAUUACUCUAUAAUUUCAUGGUUAAAUAUUUCCUAAAAAGUUUGCAGAACAUGUGCAGGGAAAAAGUGUUGCAAAAGCUUUCGUUUAGAAAGCUUUGCUUAUGGCUGCUAAAUAAAAAAUAAAAGUAAGGCAUAUCAAAUAAUGACUGUGUGAUGGUUGCUUAUUUACAACAAGAACUGUAAAACUUCUUUUUACUGGAAAGUUAUGUGAGGAGAUAUGUGUUGGACUUGUGUUAAUUCAAGACAUCAAUGAAAUAUUUUGAGAUCUAUUAAUGUGAUAAAAAGUUAUUUUUUUGGUUUUAACCCCUUUUUAGCAUACCAGUUCUUCCAUGGGUCUCAUAAGCAAGCAAUCUACAAAUGUACAGUUGUCUCAAUUUAUAUUUCCUGUACAGAUGAAACUCUGUUGUUUUUUGUGAAAUGAAUUGUAUGGUAAAAGGCAACUGGAGAUUGUUUGCAGUCUUUUAGCAUCCAUUUUACCAUUUCAUAUUUAGGCAGAACAUGACGUCCCAAACUCUGCCAAGAAUAUGCAGAGUCUCUCGUCUCUCUCUUCACACCAUAGUAUCAUACCAUGUAGGGUUUUGAGAUGGAUGAGAACGGCCAGUAAGGGACAAAACUCCAGGUGAAUUCACUAGUUAUUUUUAAUUCUGUUGAUUCUAGCUUCAGUAUCAAGUAAAACUUCUUUUCUAACUUGAUAUUAAGUUGGUUAUUUUAAAAGCAGUAUCCUUGUUAAAAUAUCUACAAGUUUUGUUAUUACUAGUGAUAAGUAUCCCAGAGUUAUAUCUCUUACUGGAAUGGCUCAAGUCCGUCCACCACUCAGCUUGCAGAGGUGACAUUCAACCUACAGGUACAGGGAUGGCUCAGCUCAAUUUUUUUUUCAUUUAGUAAGCCAGGUGCUGAAAACAUUGCGGGUUUAAUUAAUGCUUCAGGACAAUCUCGGUCGGGAAGCGAGCUUAAUUUGUUAAUAUAAUUUAUCUUAAAAGGAGCUUCAUGACUGAUUUAAGAUGGUAUUUAAAGCAAUACUAUCUGUUGGUAAAACUAUUAUCAUUUAGCUAAAGUUAUCCAAGUUAUUUUAAGCAUCUUGUUUUUCCUUUUAAAUUUUCUCCAGAGCCUUCCCAGCACCUUACUGUAGUUAAAUGUCGCAGCACCUCACACGUCCCCCCCCCCCCCCAUCAUGAAAACGCUUAAAAGAGUCCAACAAGUCCUUUAUAGCAUGAGUUUUCUGAAAGUACUGUACCUUUAUCUUGCUUAUACAGUAUGCUAUUUGAGAUUUGGUUACAUUGUGUAGGUUUUCAGUAAUUUUUUGUUAAGUAUUAUACCUAUUUUUUGUGGUGAACUGGUACUAUUUGGUAAAAUGACUAUUGACAUUUUUCCUUCUAGAACAUCCAAUUUGCAGUUCUUAAAUUUUAUAGAUAAAUUUCACCUCAUGAAACUUAUAUUAUUCUAUAUAGCUCAGGGAGUGUUAAAUUUAUUUUAUACUAUAAAAGAUAAAUUGCAAGUUUUGGGAUAAUUUCUUGAUAAACUUCUGCUUCAACACUGAUGAUUUUUUUGUGAUACACAAGCAUAAUUUUUUCUAGUCGAAUGUGUAAUACAAACCCACAAAUUGAACAGCAUGGUUGUCUUUUGAUGUCUUUUAAAAAUAUAAAUAUGAUUACAAUUCAAAGUGUAAUAUACUUUAUAAACUAUUUUAAUACAGAGUAUCCUCUACUAAAACUUGUGUUGCCAUAAUGAAGCAACCAUUUUACCUAAAAAAGUAAAAAUAAUGGCAUGCCAUUAUCAUUCAUAUUGCUUUAAUCAUUCCCCCAUAGCAAUAAACAUUUAAUUAUAUGUAUGGGUGUUAUGUAGUAUUCAUGCAGUGGGAUAUGCAGAGAUAUUUCUAGAUCUAUUUAGAUUACCAUACAGCUAGCAUCAACACUAUAACACUUCUCCGAGUAAAGUAGUGAUAACAAGAUUUAGAAUUUGUCAGCAGCUAUACUUAAGAUUCUGGCAUUUCAUAUACAUGUUACUGAUUAACAUCAAGGUUUAGUCAGUCUUUUUUUUUUUUUUUAGUAAGUUUAGACUUUGACUACUCCCUGCUCCUACUUCCCCAGUAAAAGUUUCCAAUUUCCAUCACUUGCUUAAUUCUUGACUAUCUUUUAUAUUAGAAAGUGAUAAAUAAAGCUAUAUUGUCUAGGUUUACUGUAGUUUUAAUGUGUUAUAAAGAGGUGCGUGCAUUCCAUUUGUAUGUAGAACAGCAUUGUUGGUAUAUAAUUUCCUUAUGCUAGUUGUAUUUUGAAUGCAACCUGAAAGUUUAAAUCAUGAGUUUUGUAUGUUUCAAUAGUUGCAAUAUAUUUAUAUAUUAUAAUGAAAGCAAUUUCACUCAUAUGAAGACUGCCCUUUAAUUGGCUUUUUUAAUAUGCAUAAUGUUUGUGUAUUGUACAAUAAACAGUUUGAUAGUACAGGUUAUCUUAUGUUGCUCCCUGAGCUUUUUACGUUCAUUGAUUUUUGAAAAUGAUUUUUAAUAUGAAGUUUGUUAUUAAAUAUAUAUAAUAUAUUUGUUUAUAUAUUAUAUAUGUGUAUAUCUUAGGUUUUGCAGGUUAAUUAUUUUUUAACAAAUUUGGCAUGUCACCAUCUUUAAGAAUAUCAUAUUCAGGAUUCCAUAACUAGCAGGUUAUGGUAAUGUGGAUGUGAAACACACUAGGAUUGUAAUCUUCAUUGAUGGAGAACAUACAAUCAUGCUUAUCUUUUAGGUUAUUUUUUGAUUGUUGACAAUUUCAACAAAUAUAUGUAACAGCAUAUCUUUGGAAAAUUACGAAAUAGUAAUUUGUGGAAGAGAAAAAGGAUGGGGUGGCCAUUGCCAGUCAUCAGUGCUCACCAGGUAACAUCACUUGCUGUUAAGGCUGUUGUACUCCACUUUUAUCCUUUCCGUGGUGUGCAGGCUUCAAGAGAUUCUUUAUAGGGCAAUUUCAUUCAAGUGAUGUUAUAGUGUGAGUGCUUGAAGAUUGAAUAGUUUGUGACUGUUUUCAAAGUCUUUCAAAUUCUAAAUGAAAGUAAUAUGAAUGUUUUUGACAAUGUGAUGUGGUUUGAAUUCAUAUAAUGCAGCAUGACAGAAAAAUGGAGUAAAAUAUCUUUUCCAGAACAUGAAAUGGAUUCAAACUAACUUCCUUUGUACAUUCCAGGUUAUGUUUGUUGAAAACUAAUGUGCAGGCCACUGGUAGAAGUUUCUUUUGUAUGUUAAGUCUGGAGGUCACCCCACCUGUAGAUGCUAAUGCAGCUAGCCCUGAGGCACUGGGAUACAUCAUUUAGAAUAUAAAUGCGUUGUAUGCUAGCUCACCUAGGCUUUAGUAUAGGUUCACUAGUAUAACAUUUAGUGACAUUGUACAAAAUAAGUGCUCUGUAUAGGCACUAAAUAUUUAUUCCAUCACCCAGGGUUGGUUGGAUCUUUGUUGGACUCACUAUUGUUUUUGUUAAAAAGAAUCUGUUUCAAUUCUUCAAACAUUUACAAGGGUGCAUGCAUGGGGAUGUAAAAAUAAAAUAAGGGAGGGUAGAUAUUGAUGCUAUGGGUGUGGAAUUGGCCUCUGUAAUGGCAGGCAUAACAGUGUCUGUCCAAAUGAUGUUUCUUUAGUGCUCAAGAGAGGAUGAAUAAACACUGUGUAUUUCUUGUAGAAAUUAGGAAUAUGCAGUGUUUCCAGAUGAUCCCAUAUAAGUGUUAACAUUGGCCACCACUUGUUACCCACCUCCACCCACAGCUCUCAUGCUCUUCAAUGUGUGUAUGUACGAGAGCAUGUGUACAUUGUGUGUGUGCAUGCAUGCCAGAUACACAUGUGAAUGUUUAUGCAUGAGGUGCACUUGAUUGUAUGACUGGCCACUGUACAGAGUAGUUGGUAUUAAACUACUGAGGAAGAUACUGAUUGGUGUUAAGUUUUAUGUCUGUUGACCUGACUUUCCCUAUGGAUAUAACCCAAUUUCAAUAUGAGGAAGAAUCCUCACUGCUAGAGAAAAUAUUACAGUAUUUCAUGGUGUUACAGAACAGUAGUUGCUAAGGCAGUUGUCUUCAUCCAAUAAUCCUGCAGCCUAUGAGCAAUAGUAGUUGUCCAGUAUCUAACUGUUGCUAAGACGGCCCCCCAUAACCUGGCAGUAACCCAUAUCUUAAACCUGGUCCAGAUAAGACAUGUAAAUCCUGGCAAUGGGCUAUCCAUGGGAAAAAGCAGUUCUACCUGCUACACCUGUUUAACUCUCAACAUUUGUGCUUAGUCAGGACAAAUCAUCAUAACCUUUUGUAUAUAAAGCAACCCCAGUAGUGCAAACAAAAAUAAAAUUACCAAGUUA